Cajanus cajan (pigeon pea) is the source of this 2909-nucleotide messenger RNA. NCBI's taxonomy places the organism in Eukaryota, Viridiplantae, Streptophyta, Magnoliopsida, Fabales, Fabaceae. The record is from RefSeq and is a predicted model, not a curated record.
UCAUGCAUUUGAAUAAGAACAAGACAAAUCAUGAUGAGUCCAUUUUUUAUUUACCCUGACGUAAUCAUUUUUCUUUAUGAGAAAACAAACUGAGAAGAAAGAAAGGGACAAAACUACCUCCGGCGGCACCAAUGAAAUUCCUUCCAACGGAAUCUUUUCCUUUCCUUUCUCUUCAUCUUCUUUAUCCGAUUCCACUUCCCAAAUCCACAGCGCAUAAUGAAGAAUCCAUUUCCCGCUAUUUUUCUCAUCCUCAUCCUCUCCUUCGCUUCAUCCACCGCCGCCGAUUCCAUUUCCCGCCUUAUUCAAAUCCAGGACCGCGAGAGAGCUUCUCCUUCCGUCCAGGAAGCCGCCGCGCGCGCCGUCCUCCGCCGCCUGCUGCCGUCUCACUCCUCCAGCUUCCACUUCCGGAUCGUCUCCAAGAAGCAAUGCGGUGGCGAAUACUGCUUCAUGAUCAAAAACCAUCCUUCUUUCACGACACCGGGGGAUCCUCAAAUACUGAUUGAAGGCACAACCGGAGUGGACAUUGUGGCUGGUCUACACUGGUAUUUGAAGCAUUGGUGCGGUUCACACAUAUCAUGGGACAAAACCGGUGGCUCGCAACUAUUCUCCGUGCCCAAUGCGGGGUUUCUCCCGCGCGUUCACCACGCUGGGGUUUCUGUUCAGAGGACUGUUCCAUGGAGCUAUUACCAAAACGCUGUUACGUCCAGCUAUUCCUUCGCUUGGUGGGACUGGCAAAGAUGGGAAAGGGAAAUUGACUGGAUGGCUCUGCAGGGUGUAAACUUGCCACUUGCAUUUACGGGGCAAGAGGCUAUUUGGCAGAAAGUGUUCCAGGAGAAAUUUAACAUGAGCAUUUCUGAUUUGGAUGACUUCUUUGGAGGCCCCGCAUUUCUUGCAUGGUCACGCAUGGGGAAUUUACAUGGAUGGGGUGGACCACUGCCACAAAGCUGGUUUGAUCAACAGUUAAUCUUACAGAAGAAAAUUCUUAACAGAAUGUAUGAGCUUGGAAUGACACCAGUCUUGCCAGCUUUUUCUGGAAAUGUACCUGCUGCGCUGAAAUAUAUAUUUCCAUCAGCAAAAAUAACACGCUUGGGAAAUUGGUUUUCUGUCAAGAAUGACCUCAAAUGGUGCUGCACCUAUCUUCUUGAUGCAACUGAUUCUUUGUUCAUCGAGAUUGGGAAAGCAUUCAUUGAGAAACAACUGCAAGAGUAUGGAAGAACCAGCCACAUUUACAACUGUGAUACUUUUGAUGAGAACACCCCGCCCAUUGAUGAUCCUGAGUACAUUUCAUCAUUAGGUGCAGCAACUUUUAAAGGAAUGCAGAGUGGUGAUGAUGAUGCUGUGUGGCUGAUGCAGGGAUGGCUAUUUUCAUAUGACCCAUUCUGGAGACCUCCUCAAAUGAAGGCCCUUUUACAUUCUGUUCCUGUUGGAAAGCUGGUGGUUCUUGACCUGUUUGCUGAAGUAAAACCCAUUUGGGUUACCUCAGAACAGUUUUAUGGAGUUCCCUACAUCUGGUGUAUGCUGCACAAUUUUGCAGGAAACAUCGAGAUGUAUGGGAUAUUAGAUGCCAUUGCAUCUGGGCCAAUUGAUGCACGCAAUAGUAUUAACUCAACAAUGGUUGGAGUUGGAAUGUCUAUGGAAGGUAUAGAACAGAAUCCCAUUGUCUAUGAUUUGAUGUCUGAAAUGGCAUUUCAAGACAAGAAAAUUGAUGUUAAGGCAUGGGUUGAUGUGUAUUCAACUAGACGAUAUGGACAGCCACUUCCUUUAAUACAAGAGGGAUGGAAUGUCUUGUAUCACACCAUUUACAAUUGCACUGAUGGAGCCUAUGACAAGAACAGAGAUGUCAUCGUAGCAUUCCCAGAUGUUGACCCUUCCUUAAUUUCAUUACAGCAUGAGCGAUCUCGCCAAUAUGACAAGCCUAAAUCACGAACAAUUAUCAAGGAAAUAACUGAUCAAUUUGAGACACCACAUUUGUGGUAUUCAACUUCCAAAGUAAUUUACGCAUUGAAGCUAUUUAUAACAAGUGGAGAUGAACUUUCAAGAUGUAAUACUUAUAGGUAUGACCUGGUUGAUCUGACUAGACAAGUCUUGGCAAAAUACGCAAAUGAAUUGUUCUUUAAGGUUGUAGAGGCAUACCAAUCACAUGAUGUCCAUGGAAUGACCCUCCUCAGCCAGAGAUUUCUGGACCUAGUGGAAGAUUUGGACACUCUGUUGGCUUGCCAUGAUGGGUUUCUUCUAGGACCUUGGUUAGAAAGUGCAAAGCAACUAGCUCAAAAUGAAGAACAAGAGAGACAGUUUGAGUGGAAUGCUAGAACACAAAUCACCAUGUGGUUUGACAACUCAGUAGAGGAAGCCAGUCUGCUUCGUGACUAUGGAAACAAGUACUGGAGCGGGCUUCUACAUGAUUACUAUGGUCCCAGAGCUGCCAUUUAUUUUAAAUAUUUAAGAGAAAGCUUGGAGCAAGGUGAAGAUUUCAAGCUAUUGGAAUGGAGGAGGGAGUGGAUUAAGCUUACUAAUGGAUGGCAAAGCCGUAGGAAUAUUUUUCCAGUGGAAAGUAGGGGAGAUGCUCUGAAUACUUCUCGGUGGCUCUUUAACAAAUACCUGGACCCGAGCAAUCCUGAAACAAAGCUUAUACUGGAAUACUGAACUACAAAAAUAAAUGAAAUUUGAAUAAAACAUACUUAUAUGAAUAUGAAACCAGACUAUUUCAUUAAUCUGGUUCACCUCUCAGCAGAUUUUCAGUUUCCAUAUUCCGGUGCCAAUUUUCUUUUUCGUAAUCACCUUGACGAUUUGGAAAGGAAACGAUAGAUUUCCAUUCGUGUAAAUUGCAAAAUGUAAAGUUGGCAAAUGUGCCAGGUAUUUUCUAGUAUGUUCACCCGAGAAAAAUCAAUGUAUUACAAGUAUUGAAGACA